Echinostoma caproni is the source of this 435-nucleotide messenger RNA. The record is from the annotation of a GenBank genome assembly. NCBI's taxonomy places the organism in Eukaryota, Metazoa, Platyhelminthes, Trematoda, Plagiorchiida, Echinostomatidae.
AUGACGAUUGGAGUCUGGUACAGACCACCAGCGACAGUCCCGGUUGUCACCCUGGACGAUAUGCGUCGAUGGGAUAGUGACGGUCACUGUCUAACUUUGGGCGAUUUCAACGUACCUCUAAACGACUGGAACGGAAACAGCUGCCUGCAGGGAGCUGACCGAUUCUCCAGAGAUCUUGCAGUUGUGAACCAAUUGGCUCUGCAUCAAUACUCCUGCGAGCCCACCAGGAUCAACGAUUCUGCCCAGUCGGUUCUUGAUUUGGUGUUAUCUCCCCCCCCCCUUCCCGAACGUCGGACGUCGAUACCAUCGGCCAUCUCCCACCACUCGGUUCAAGUGACCAUACAACCCUCUUGGUACAUUGGCGCUGUGGAGCUCCGUACUGUUCUUGACCACAUUCCGGGCCCAAUGUCUGGAAAGCGGACUAUGAUGGAGUGA